AGACUCUCAUUUGUAUUGCAUGUAAUGCGUAGAAUACUUCAGUUGCAAUUUUGUAUUCGCGUGGAGUGUUUCGUUUUAGAUUUUCUGUUAAAAAUGAAUUCUAAAAAACACCCCGUUUUUUGACAUUGAAGCAAAAAGCUGAUAUUCUCGAUUCUUUAAAAAGAGGCUCAUCUAUGACGUUUUUAGCAAAGAAAUAUAAUGUUGCUAAAUCAACAAUUUGAGGAAUCAAAGCAAAAAAACAAGUGAUUUUAAAGUUCGUGAGCAACACAUACUCGGGACCUGGACAAAGAAGAACUCUGCGUCCUUCAGAGCUGCCCAAAAUGGAGAAAGCUCUUUAUCAUUGGAUCAUCAAAAUGCGGAAUAAAAACUGGCCAGUAAGUGCCUUAAUGUUGAAAGAAAAGGCCAAAGUACUGCAUGCACAAGUAAAGGAAAAUGAAUCUAACUUCAACGCUAGUGAUGGAUGGCUUCAAGGAUUUAAAAAAAGGUACGGUAUUCGACUGCUGCAAAUAUCAGGCGAAAAACUAUCUUCGCUGCCUCAGCUCGUGGAUCCAUAUAAGGAAAAACUUAUGGCUAAAAUGGCCGAACUGGAGCUGUGUAACGACCAGUUAUAUAAUGCUGAUGAGUCAGGCUUAUUCUGGAAACUUCUACCAGAAAAAACGUACGUGUCCAGUAUGGAAAAGAGAGCCUCAGGUUUUCAAGGAAUGGUUUCAUGAGUCCUUCGUUCCACAGGUAACGUCAUUUUUAAAGGAGAAAGGUUUUCCAAUUAAAGUUCUACUCCUAAUCGACAACGCUCCUUCUCACCCAAAUGAAGCUCAGCUGACAACGGAGGAUGGACAAAUUUUGGCAAUGUUUAUGCCACCAAACGUUACUCCCCUCAUCCAACCAAUGGAUCAAAAUGCCAUAAAGAUCACAAAGUUGCAUUACAGAAACAACCUUUUAGCCUCAAUAGCAGCUACAAACUCCAAUUUACUCGAUACGAUGAAAAAAAUUACUUUACGAAGAGCUAUAAAUCUUUUGGAUGCCGCUUGGAGUCGUGUCAGCGAAGUAACAUUAGCUAAUUGCUGGAAAUAUAUUUUAAAUUUUACCGCAGGUGAUGACGAUCCCGAAGAUAGUGUUCCGCUCGCAGUUUUAAACGAAAAAUGGGGAGCUGGACUUCGCGCCUUGAUGAGCAAUACCGCCGAUCUCCUUAACAGUUUGAAUGCUGAGGCUGAAUUAACGCUACCAGGCGUUCAUGAAUGGAACGAAGAUAUUGAAGAUGAUGAUGCAAAUGACGAGCAUGAAGAAGAAGACGAUUCCGAUGAAGGCAGCGUAUCGGAGGUAGAGGAGAAAAUUAAGCGGACUGAAGCAGUUGAAAUUUUCAACAAGGCGAUAAUGAUGUAAAUGUACUAAGACGUCUAAGAG
Messenger RNA from Bactrocera tryoni, 1401 nucleotides. RefSeq names its product jerky protein homolog-like. The transcript has 3 exons. The record is from RefSeq and is a predicted model, not a curated record. NCBI's taxonomy places the organism in Eukaryota, Metazoa, Arthropoda, Insecta, Diptera, Tephritidae. Bases 433 to 1380 code for a protein of 315 amino acids. Gene Ontology annotation, molecular function: nucleic acid binding.